AUGUCAGUUAAUUAUACUCCACAUGCAGUAGAUGUACCGAUAACUGAUAUGGAUGAUGCCGAAGAUGACAUAAUAUUUCAAGAACAAACAAGAAGCGCUAAUGGUAACACUGGGGAUGACUUCUUACUGAGUCUAGAUUAUGAAGAUCAAAUGAAUUCACAACAAGAUAAUAGACCAUUCCAGAAACUAAGAUCUUUCUUCUUUAGAGAUAGUCAUCGUAGUAACCAAUAUGAAAUGCUCCAGCGUGAUAGAAAUGCCGAUAGCUUUGAAAUCACUGAUGAAGAAGUAACACCCAACGAAUCAGAUGAAGCAAUUGAACCACCCAUUAAUGCCCGAGAUUAUCGUAUUAAGUUAUUAGAGAAGCAAAUCAGAAACAGAACAAUACUAGGAGUGUUUCUUAUUCUUGGAGUUGCAAUAUUUACAUUAUUAGCAUUCAAGAAUGAUUCAUACGCAGAUUUAUUCCGAUCCCGUAAUAAACAGAUCUUAUCAAAUUCAACUCAUAAUUUCUACCCAACAACCAUAGUCGUCUCCCUUGACGGUUUCCACCCUCACUACAUCAAUUCAGAAGACACACCUACCCUACACAACCUCAUGGUACACGAAUAUGGUGCACCAUAUAUGACACCCAGUUUCCCCUCGCUGACAUUUCCCAACCACUGGACCCUCGUCACGGGGCUCUAUCCUUCCGAACACGGUAUAGUAGGCAAUACCUUCUUUGACCCUAAGCUCAACAAACCAUUCGUCAACACUAAUCCCAAAUUCGGGGCUCUAGAUCCUGAAUUCUGGCAAGGAGGUGAUCCAAUCUGGAAGACUGCCAGUAAUCAGGGUGUGAAGCCAGCCGUACAUAUGUGGCCCGGAUCGGAAGUACCCACAAUUGGUCCAAAGGAUGAUUUUGAUAGAUAUAAUGGGUCGGAACUCUUAUCUUCCAAAAUCGAUAGAGUUAUGGGGUGGAUAGAUCGGGAUAUUGAUACGAGACCGGAAUUGAUCUUGACAUAUGUGCCUACAAUUGAUCAAUUUGGACAUAAAUAUGGAAUUCUGGGACUGAAUUUGACUGGAGCAUUGACGUAUGUUGAUAAUUUUGUUGAUUUGAUGCAGAAAGAAAUCCUGGCUAGGAAUUUAGCUCAUAUUGUGAAUUUGAUAAUUGUGAGUGAUCAUGGAAUGGCACCUACUUCAAAUGAGAGAUUGUUGUAUCUUGAUGAUUUGAUUGAUUUGAAUAGGAUUGAACAUAUUGAUGGAUGGCCGUUGUUUGGAUUAAGACCAAAAGAGACUGAAUCGGUGGAUGGAAUAUAUAAGGAAAUAAAUGAUAAACUAGCCACGUUAGAUCCAAAGCUUGCAUCUAACUAUCACUUGUAUAAAGUGGAGGACCUCCCCAAAGAAUGGCAAUUUGGUGGUAAACUCAACGCCCAUAUGUAUAAUUAUCGACUUGCUCCAAUUUGGCUUAUCCCGGAUGUAGGAUAUUCCGUAACCACACACAAACAAAUGAAAGACAAUGGUGGAGAUUAUAAGCCAAAGGGUGUGCAUGGAUACAACAAUACACACCUAUUAAUGAGAGCUCUCUUUUUAGGAACUGGUCCAUAUUUCAAACAGAGAUUAGACAAAGGUGGAAAAGUAUUACCAUUCGCAAAUACAGAAGUAUAUAACAUAAUCUGCGAAUCAUUGAAUAUUUCCCCAUCUCCAAACAAUGGUAGUCAUACGGGUUCAAUAAUGAAACAAACAUUACCCUCGUCUUGGGAAGAUGGACUCAUAUUCCCCGAUUUGGAUUAUCACGUUGAACAUAUCGUGAAAAGUAAUGCUACAUAUGAUCUACUCUGGAGAAAAAACCACGAUCAAAUAGAACAACCUGCCGCAAAUACGAAUAACGAUCCUUUGAAAUCGAUGAUAGAGGAAGAAUCGACAAUUAGUUCUUUAACCACGGCGGCAUUGCCCAAACCAACGGAUUUCGAAACUCAUACGGAAGUGAAAACUCCCGCCCCAACUCCAGCACCUAUUUCAGUAACAACUGCUACGGCUACAGCUACGACCACUACGAAAGUACAUGAGAAUUUUGGCGAAAUUGUAGAAGACGUGUUGCAUGGGGUUCAAGAUGGAAUAGAGGAGUUGGGAAAUGUGAUCCAAGAUGGAUGGAAUAAUUUAUUUGGAGGUGGAAGUUAG
Hemisphaericaspora subhashii is the source of this 2151-nucleotide messenger RNA. RefSeq names its product nucleotide diphosphatase/phosphodiesterase. Bases 1 to 2151 code for a protein of 716 amino acids. The transcript has a single exon. Gene Ontology annotation, biological process: nucleoside triphosphate metabolic process. The record is from RefSeq and is a predicted model, not a curated record. Lineage: Eukaryota; Fungi; Ascomycota; Pichiomycetes; Serinales; Debaryomycetaceae. Gene Ontology annotation, molecular function: nucleoside triphosphate diphosphatase activity; ribonucleoside triphosphate phosphatase activity.